This is a messenger RNA of Arabis nemorensis, 1005 nucleotides long. The record is from the annotation of a GenBank genome assembly. NCBI's taxonomy places the organism in Eukaryota, Viridiplantae, Streptophyta, Magnoliopsida, Brassicales, Brassicaceae.
AUGGCGAAUUUUGGUGAAGGGAGAAGAGGAACCGGAGGGAUGUUACCGCUACUGGCUCUAAGCGCCGUCGCUGAGUAUUGUAGACUGCCGUGGAAACCGCCGGUGACGGCGGGUCUCUUGGCCGCGAACACUCUCGUUUAUCUCAGACCGGCGUUUAUCGAUCAAGUUAUACCUCACAUCAGUGAGGUCUGGUUCAAUCCCCACCUCAUCUUCAAGCACAAGGACUUGAAACGCUUCUUUCUAUCAGCGUUCUACCAUCUCAAUGAGCCUCACUUGGUUUACAACAUGAUGUCUCUUCUCUGGAAAGGUAUUAAGCUCGAGACAUCCAUGGGAAGCAGCGAGUUUGCUUCGAUGGUCUUUGCACUCCUCGGUAUGUCUCAAGGAGUCACAUUGCUGUUGGCUAAAUCCCUCCUCGUCUUCUUCGACUACGACAGAGCCUAUUACAACGAAUACGCAGUUGGAUUCUCGGGCGUCCUCUUUGCUUUGAAAGUUGUUCUCAAUGCUCAGGCUGAGGAUUACACUAGCGUGUACGGGAUCCUAGUCCCGACAAAGUAUGCUGCUUGGGCAGAACUGAUUCUAGUGCAGAUGUUUGUACCGAGGGCUUCGUUUCUCGGGCAUUUAGGUGGAAUCCUUGCUGGUAUUCUCUAUAUGAAGUUGAAGGGUUCUCAUUCAGGCUCUGAUCCAGUGACCAUGGCGGUUAGAGGUGUUACCCGAAUGGUGACAUGGCCUUUAAGGUUUCUGAACAGUAUGGUUAGGUCUCGGAGAAGGAGGAUUUCAGGGAGAGGAAGAGUGGGAAGAAGCCAGACUGGUAUAGCAGGACCUGGUAUCUGGAGAUGCCAGUCGUGUACAUAUGACAAUUCUGGUUGGCAAAGUGAAUGCGAGAUGUGUGGCUCGGGACGUGGUAGAGGAAACGGAUGGUCAGUGAGUCAGAGACCCACACAGUCUUCUUCUAAUGAUCUCCCUUUAGAUGAGCUUCGCCGUCGAAGAGUAGAAAGGUUUAGUUGA